Molecule: messenger RNA, 1722 nt
Organism: Hirundo rustica (Barn swallow)
Lineage: Eukaryota; Metazoa; Chordata; Aves; Passeriformes; Hirundinidae
Product: zinc finger and BTB domain-containing protein 45-like
Exons: 2
Coding region: 1-1722 (573 amino acids)
Biological process (GO): regulation of cytokine production; negative regulation of transcription by RNA polymerase II; regulation of immune system process
Molecular function (GO): protein binding
Source: RefSeq, a predicted model, not a curated record
AUGCCCGAGGCCGUGCACUACAUCCACCUGCAGAACUUCAGCCGCUCGCUGCUGGAGACGCUCAACGGGCAGCGCGUGGCCGGCCAGUUCUGCGACGUCACCGUGCGCAUCCGCGAGGCCUCCCUGCGCGCCCACCGCUGCGUGCUGGCCGCCGGCAGCCCCUUCUUCCACGACAAGCUGCUGCUGGGCCACUCGGCCAUCGAGGUGCCGCCCGUGGUGCCCUCGGCCGCCGUGCGCCAGCUGGUCGAGUUCCUCUACAGCGGCAGCCUGGUGGUGGCCCAGUCCGAGGCGCUGCACAUCCUCACCGCCGCCUCCGUGCUGCAGAUCAAGACCGUCAUCGACGAGUGCACCCAGAUCAUCUCGCAGGGCCGCGGCCCCGCCGCGCUGCCCGCGCCCCGCAAGCCGCCGGCGCCGCCGCCCGCCUCCCCGCCGCGGCUCCCGGGGCUCUCGGAGCCGGCGCCCGGCGGCCACAGCCGCAAGCAGCGGCAGCCGCUGCGCCUGGCGCCCGCGCUCAAGGAGGAGCGGGAGGACUUGGAGGAGGAGGAGGAGGAGGAGGACUUGGAGGAGGAGGAGGAGGAGGAGGAAGGAGAGGACGAAGGCCGGCCGCAGGAAGGCGUCGCCCCGCCGGGCGUGGCCCCCCCGCCCUUCCCCGCCCCGGACCCCCCGUUUUUCGGCGCCCCCGAGGUUUUCCCCGACGCUUUCCUGCCGCCCUGGCCCGGCGACGACGACGACGGCGGCGGCGGCGGCGCCUUCGGGCCCCGGCGCGGCCGGGAGGCGCCGGGCGGGGACGGGUUCGGGUUCGGGGCUCCCCCGCCUUUGCCGCCGCCCUACGAGGGGGGCGCGGAGGGGGGAGCCGUCCCCACGGCCCCCCCGGCGCCCCCCGCCGCGCCCCCCCGCGGCCCCCAGCCCCCGUACCAGUGCGGGCACUGCCAGAAGAGCUUCAGCUCGCGCAAGAACUACACCAAGCACAUGUUCAUCCACUCAGGCGAGAAGCCCCACCAGUGCUCCGUCUGCUGGCGCUCCUUCUCCCUCCGCGACUACCUGCUGAAGCACAUGGUGACGCACACGGGCGUGCGCGCCUUCCAGUGCGGCGUCUGCUGCAAGCGCUUCACGCAGAAGAGCUCCCUCAACGUGCACAUGCGCACGCACCGCCCCGAGCGCUUCCAGUGCCGCCUCUGCACCAAGGGCUUCUCCCACCGCACCCUCCUGGAGCGCCACGCGGCCGCCUCCCACCCCGCGCCCCCGCCGGGGCCGCCGCCGUCGCUGGGGCCGCCGGUACCGCUGGGGCCGCCACCGCCGCCGCUGGGGCCGCCAGUGCCAUCGCUGGGGCCACCACCAGGGCCACCAGUACCUCUGGGGCCGCCACCACCACCAUCUCUGGGGCCGCCACCACCAUCUCUGGGGCCACCACCGGGGCCAUCAGUACCACUGGGGCCGCCGCCACCAUCGCUGGGGCCACCACCACCACCGCUGGGGCCACCACCGGGGCCAUCAGUACCGCUGGGGCCACCGCCACCAUCUCUGGGGCCACCACUGCCAUCGCUGGGGCCACCACCGGGGCCAUCAGUACCGCUGGGGCCACCGCCGCCACCGCUGGGGCCACCACCGGGGCCAUCAGUACCGCUGGGGCCACCGCCGCCACCGCUGGGGCCACCGCCGCCGGAGCCCGGGAUGGGCACGUGGCCGGACGCGGCGGGCGCCGGCCCCGCUCACACGGCGUGA